UAUGCUACCUUCUAGAGAAAUCUGGAAAACGCUCGGGGUUUUGUAGUGACAAACCAUCCAAAAGAGCUCUGGCUGAAGGAACUGAAUAAUGGGCAGAAGUAGAAGCAGAACACCACCAAGGCGAGAGAGGCGACGUUCUCGCUCGUCUUCUCGGGAUCGCGAGCGCAGGCGAAGGGAGAGAGAAAGAGAACGCUCACGGUCUCGGGACAGAGAUAGACGAAGGUCUCGCUCCCGAUCCCCACAUAGAAGACGCUCCAGAUCUCCAAGACGACACAGGUCUUCCUCCCUUUCUCCUGUGCGGCAGAAGGACAGACGAGAUGAUGAAAAGAAAGACGUUAAGGAGAAGCCAGUAAAGAUGCACCAGAUAUCAGCUGAAGACAUGGAGGGUAAAACCGAGGAGGAGAUUGAAAUGAUGAAGAUCAUGGGAUUCGGCAACUUUGACACCACAAAGGGCAGGAAGACGGACGGCUCGGUCAAUGCCUAUGCAGUCAACGUUACUCAGAAGAGGAAAUACAGGCAGUACAUGAACAGGAAAGGUGGAUUCAACAGACCUCUGGAUUUCAUCGCUUGAUGAAGGCAAAAAAUAAAGAGAACUGUUUUUCGAGAUUUCCAACGUGCAUCGCUGCGGCUUUGUAUUUGGCUGUCGUUAAAUACCUCGUAGCCCUGCUUGAUCUUUUUUUUUUUUUUCUACUUGCUCCGUCAC
Messenger RNA from Chanos chanos (milkfish), 703 nucleotides. It is a transcript of the gene snrnp27, whose product is annotated as small nuclear ribonucleoprotein 27 (U4/U6.U5). Bases 89 to 571 code for a protein of 160 amino acids. Gene Ontology annotation, biological process: RNA splicing. Gene Ontology annotation, cellular component: precatalytic spliceosome. The transcript is spliced from 6 exons. Lineage: Eukaryota; Metazoa; Chordata; Actinopteri; Gonorynchiformes; Chanidae. The record is from RefSeq and is a predicted model, not a curated record.